This is a messenger RNA of Trichophyton rubrum CBS 118892, 1182 nucleotides long. RefSeq lists its product as uncharacterized. Lineage: Eukaryota; Fungi; Ascomycota; Eurotiomycetes; Onygenales; Arthrodermataceae. The coding region runs from base 1 to 1182 and encodes 393 amino acids. The record is from RefSeq and is a predicted model, not a curated record. Gene Ontology annotation, cellular component: VCP-NPL4-UFD1 AAA ATPase complex. Gene Ontology annotation, molecular function: polyubiquitin modification-dependent protein binding. The transcript is spliced from 3 exons.
AUGGCUGGCUACUAUAAUGACGACCCUAUGGAUGGGAUCCUGCAUCCUUCCAUGAUGCGCCAUCCAACACAUUCCUCUCGACGAUUUGAUGAAUAUUAUCGAUGCUACCCAGUAGCUAUGCUUCCCGGUCCAGAGCGUGAGAACGUGAACCAUGGAGGCAAAGUGAUCAUGCCGCCGAGCGCUCUGGAUAAGCUCACACGAUUGCACAUCACUUACCCCAUGCUUUUCGAGCUACAUAACGGCGCAAAGCAACAGAUGACUCAUGCUGGAGUACUGGAAUUCAUUGCUGAGGAGGGUAAAAUAUACUUGCCAUUUUGGAUUAUGCAAACGCUUCUACUAGAACCUGGGGACCUGGUACAGAUAAAGUCAACGGACCUUCCUCCGGGGUCUAAAAUCAAGCUCCAGGCCCAGUCAACGUCUUUUCUCGAUAUUAGUGACCCUAAAGCCGUGCUUGAGAACGCCUUUCGGAACUUCUCUUGCCUGACCAAAGGCGACAUCUUCACAUUUUCCUACAAUGAUCAAAUAUACGAGAUGGCCGUUUUAGAGACAAAACCAGAAACCAGUCAGAACGCUAUUUCGGUGCUAGAGACCGAUUUAGAGGUCGAUUUUGCUCCCCCAGUGGGAUACGAGGAGUCAAACCGAUUGAGCGGGACAAGUACGCCAGCUAGUGGUGCUGCUGGCUCCUUGCCUGCAGGCGGAACCCUUCAUUCCCAUGGAACAAUGGCGCAAUCCAUCAAUUAUGCCGCGAUAGCCCCUGAGUCAAACGAUGCAGCGAGAGCAGCAAACGCAGCUUCGUCUAAUUUCCACGGCAGUGGUCAACGACUCAAUAUGAAGAAGGGAAGUAAAUCUUCUACACCCAAAUCCGCAACCCCUGCAUCUGGGAAAUCCAGCAACCCACCUCCUGCACCUCCCACUCGAAGAUCAAACGGCCCACAGCCACUGAGGCUACCUCCCGGAAAACUUUUCUUUGGAUAUGCAGUUACCCCGGUUAAUAAGAAGGAUUCAAGCGACGAAAGUCCGGAAUCGGGCGCACAGCCCAAGUUCUUGGGCACAGGCCAGACUCUCCGAGCAAAGAAGAAAGGAUCAGGGCUGGCUGGGCAGGCCACUCCAGCCUCUGGCAGUGACACAGAGAAGAAAGAUAAAGGCCGGGCAUUGGGUGGAAAGUCAAGCCGCCCGAAGUAA